AUGGAGUAUGCGGUUUGCCUCCGAGUUCUGUGCGCGUUGGUUCUAUCCAACAUUUUCAUCAAUGAAGUAUUAGCUGAUGUGUGUUAUGUUGGCCAAGAAAGAGACGGCGCCCGUUACAAAUGGGUUUUGGAUGUCCGCGACCCGUGCGAGUGCACCAAAAUACGUCUCGGGGGAGUCAACACAAUUCCCCCGGCAAGCAGACCGGGCAAAACACGGUACAUGGAGGAUUUAGUCCUCGGUGAUGAUGCCCAACAGAUCAGAGAAUGGCUGAAUUGCCCGGAGAAGACAACUCUGGAAACAGAAACAACAUCAUCGCUCCCGGUGACGUCAACGCAUGUUGUAACAUCAACGCUCGCGGUGACGUCAACGCCUGAUGUCACGUCAACGCCCGCGCUGACGUCAAUAUUUACAUCACUGUGUGACCCAGUAGAGCUUACAGCGACCCAAGCUCGGCAUACCGCUUAUCUGGUUGCUUCUCUCAACGCGCAAUCGGUCUGGGAACUAGACUUCAGUCUUUCAGACACUGCAAAGGGACUUAUUUUCCUCAGUCGCAGCAACAAUGAAGCAGACAACUUGUUCAAAAUAAUCAUCGAAAUGAAUGCAAUAGAAGUACACAACUCAUUAGAUCAACAACUCCUGCGUGCUGAUGAGUCUAUCGGGACAACUCGACACACACUGACCAUCGGAGAUGGAAAACUUGAACUCGACUCAAGAAACUUGGAGACGAAUCUCAAGCUGGACUUAACUGGAUUGGCCUACGUCAAGUUUGGAUGUGAUUCAGGUACCGCUUGUAUUUGGACUCUUCAUGAAGUCCUAUGUUCUUGGAAAUGAAAUUAACAUUUUGUUUUGCUUUGUGGUCGUCGGUCAAAAAAAAAAAAAAAAAAAAAUCGUGAUCGAGUGAAAUUAUUGCAUUUCUUUAAAUAUACCUGAUGCACAUGAUGUCAUAUCAGUAGGGCGCCCUCUCACUUAGAUAUCAACAAGCUGUCGUUGGCCAAACCUCGGCUGCGGGUCACAAUUUGUGGCUUUUGAUUUUUCGUCAUCGUUUUCUUUCAUUAUUAUCUCGCAUCCAUCAGGACGACCAAUUGAGCUCAAAUUUGUACAGGUUU
This is a messenger RNA of Asterias rubens (European starfish), 1106 nucleotides long. RefSeq lists its product as uncharacterized. The record is from RefSeq and is a predicted model, not a curated record. Lineage: Eukaryota; Metazoa; Echinodermata; Asteroidea; Forcipulatida; Asteriidae. The coding region runs from base 1 to 831 and encodes 276 amino acids. The transcript is spliced from 4 exons.